Messenger RNA from Pseudophryne corroboree (corroboree frog), 2942 nucleotides. RefSeq names its product cholesterol side-chain cleavage enzyme, mitochondrial. Bases 1 to 1539 code for a protein of 512 amino acids. The record is from RefSeq and is a predicted model, not a curated record. Gene Ontology annotation, cellular component: mitochondrial inner membrane. Gene Ontology annotation, biological process: cellular response to peptide hormone stimulus; cholesterol metabolic process; C21-steroid hormone biosynthetic process. Lineage: Eukaryota; Metazoa; Chordata; Amphibia; Anura; Myobatrachidae. Gene Ontology annotation, molecular function: cholesterol monooxygenase (side-chain-cleaving) activity; iron ion binding; heme binding. The transcript has 9 exons.
AUGUUACUUAUCCGUAGGCUGUGUGUUCUCCCUUCCACCUCUAGCCUGCUGAAGUAUCAUUCACUGGUCAGUGAGGGCUCUGCAGGGGUCAGCAACAAAACUGGGGCAACUCCCUUGCCCUAUGACCAGCUGCCUGGUGACUGGAAGAAAGGAUGGCAAGGUUUAUAUCAUUUCUGGAGAAAGGACGGAUUCCACAAUAUUCAUCAUCUGAUGGUGGAAAAUUAUCAGCGCUUUGGACCUAUAUACAGGGAGACUCUGGGAACAUAUGACAGCGUUUACAUCCAACAUCCAGAAGAUGCUGCCUCCUUAUUCCAGGUAGAAGGCAUACAUCCUGAGCGUCUUAGAGUCCAGCCAUGGUUCGAAUAUCGUGAUUACCGCAAUAAGAAAUAUGGAGUGCUACUCAAGAGUGGAGAGGAGUGGCGUUGUCAACGACUGAUACUAAAUCGCGAGGUCCUUUCUGUGGCAGGGAUGAAUCGCUUCCUGCCACUGCUGGACAGUGUGGGACAGGAUUUUGUCCGUAGAGUUUACACUCAAGUGGAAAAGAGUAAUCGGGGAAAGUGGACUGCUGAUUUGACCAAUGAGCUAUUUCGAUUUGCACUAGAGUCUGUUUCCUAUGUGCUGUAUGGACAGCGGCUCGGUCUCCUGCAGGAUUAUAUAAACCCUGAAUCUCAGAAGUUCAUAGACUCGGUAUCAGUAAUGUUCCACACCACCAGUCCAAUGCUUUAUAUUCCUCCACGGCUGUUGAGACUAAUAAACUCAUCUGUUUGGACAGAUCAUGUGAAGGCAUGGGAUGCCAUUUUUAACCAUGCUGAUCGCUGUAUACAAGGUAUAUACAGUUCCUUAAAGCAACGGUCAAAUAGUACAUACUCUGGAGUCCUUUCUAGUCUUCUCCUUCAGGAUCAGAUGCCCCUGGAGGACAUUAAAGCCAGCAUUACGGAGCUGAUGGCUGGAGGUGUGGACACAACAUCCAUGACUUUACAGUGGGCCAUGUAUGAGCUAGCACGUGCCCCAGUGGUGCAGGAGAAGCUCAGGGCUGAAGUUCUGGCUGCCAGAGCAUCUUCUGGAAGUGACCUCACAGCACUGUUGAAGAUGAUCCCAUUGGUCAAAGCAGCAAUAAAGGAGACACUCAGGUUGCAUCCAGUGGCUAUCACAUUGCAGCGAUACACCCAGAGGGACACCAUCCUCCGUAACUACAUGAUACCAAGGGGGACAUUGGUGCAGGUUGGACUGUACGCAAUGGGUCGCAAUCCAGAUGUAUUUCCUUCUCCUCAGCGGUUCUCCCCUGAACGCUGGUUAGGGGGUGAAUUGACACAUUUUAGAAGCCUAGGCUUUGGGUUUGGCCCUCGGCAGUGCAUCGGAAGAAGGAUAGCAGAAAUGGAGAUGCAGCUCUUCCUUGUACACAUUUUGGAGAAUUUUAAGAUAGAGGUAAACCGGAUGGCUGAGGUGGGAACAACCUUCAAUCUCAUUCUCUUCCCUUCCAAACCCAUUCUUUUAACUCUACGCCCUAUCUCGCCGGACCGCCCUGAACACCUUUCCUAAAGCCUCUAUGCCUUGUGAACUUGCUGAUGUAGCUCAUCUAAUAUAGUCUCCAUAAACGGGGAUAUCAUUUAGAGAACUGAUAUCAUUACAGUUAUAGAAGCAGAAAUGAAGUGCUGUGACCACCAUGUGAUCUGGAGAAUGCGGCUGAACUGAUCAUUGAAUUCUCAAAUGUCUAAUUAGCAGAAAUUGGAGCUGUUGAGUCUAAUUUAUGAAGUGCCUUAAUUUGCACUGGUGCGCCUGGAUUUCCACUAAAGUACAUUGAUUAAGAAUUACUGCAACAUUUACAGAGGACCAGAAGUUUGCAGCAGCCGUGGAAAGAGAUGGGAAGAACUAGAUUUAUGGAACACUGUGAAAACUGUAUUCAUUUUGUUGUACAAAAUUAUUAAAAGGAGAUAAAGAGUUGGAAAAAACACAUUAUUAGGGCAAAUCCUUUAUUUGAGGAAGAUCAUUUAGAUUAAUUUCCUUCACCAAAACAAGUGAAUAUCACAUAAACUCUGAAGUAGCUGAGCCGAGGUCUUGUCCUACAUGAUGGCUACUGCUGCCUAUGAGCAGGAUUAGGGGCUGAUGCAGACUGGAAUGUCAGAUGUUUUUUGUAGUGUAUCUUGUGCUUAGUAAAUGAGUGCACACAAGUCCGAGAUUGCGGAGACAGAACGGGGUGUGACGGGGUAUUUUCACAUAACGUUCAGUAAGGGCAUGACAAGCAAAUGUAUCCCAUGCAAACAAGUACUUAGAAGUAUAUACACUUGUUAGGAGGUAUAUAUUUUACCUCUAGUAUAUGCAUACUAGCCUACUCUCCACGUAUGGCCGGGGGGCUCCCGUAAAUCGGUUUCGUCAUCGUAGCCUGCCCCUGCUUUACAAUGCCAGUAAUAUGGGCAUUGUAAAGCAGGGGCGGGGCCACGAUCGUGUCUCCAUGCCCCCAGACCGCCCUCUAUUCCAGAACCAUGCCCUCCAUGACCGGCACGUAUGAAUAUAUGGCAGGUGCCAGUACAAAUUGAUAACAAUGACUAGUAGUAAAACAGACACAUAUGCUGCUGAAGUACAUACGUACAGAUCAUGAGAUGAUACGCUACUUUUCUGCACGUUUCCCAUUUCAGUAUUGUACAGUUUAUUUACUUACAACUCUAUAUCAGCCCCCCUACUAGUAUAUAUACUGUAAGUUCUCCCAAUAAUAAUUAAUGUAUUUUGUUACUUAUAAAAUAAACUUGUUUUUUUAAUAACAUGUUUUAGUUAUUUUCAGUACAAAUGUGCAUACAGUACCUACAGUAGUCAUCAGAGAAAAUAAUUUGUUAAGAGAUAAACACUGUAAGAUACUGUACAUAUUAGAAAAUUAACAGUUGUGUUUUUAAUGUAAGUUUCAACAAGACAAACAUAAAAAAAAUCAAUAAAACAAUUAACAAAAUGAA